GAGUUUCGCCGUCCCUAUUGAUUCAUCUUGUACCAAGUUGGAUGCCAUGUCCUGUUGUAUUUGCUUAAUAACAGGACAUUGCUGUGUACACACACAAAUUGGUGCUACGAGGAAGAAGAGUUCCAUAUAGUUGCACGGAUACUACCUAGUCUUCAUUCCAUAUGCCUACAAAAGGACCUUGUUUGAAUCCACUUUACUCGCAAGUAAUACAUUAUUUUCCAGCUUUCCUCUGCGAGUGGUAUCAUGGCCGCCUUGCAGGGGAUCUUGCUCAUCAUCCAACUCUCAUUCGUAAUCAUCAGAGUAUUGAUUGUAUCAACAACAGCAGCAGCACCUCAAGCGCUGCCUAACUGCCCUGACAAAUGUGGUAAUCUCACAGUUCCUUAUCCAUUUGGCAUGGCCGAAGGUUGUUACCAAGGAAAUGACUUCUUUGUCAAUUGUAGCCAGGCAACCGAUCCCCCAAUAGCAUAUUUGACCAAAAAUGGCACUGUCAUCAUUACCAACAUAUCCCUUGCUGAGGGUGAGUUGCAAAUAUCAGACUUUAUAGCUCGAUAUUGCUAUAGCACCUCUGCUCUGAGAACCAGAAGGAACAGCCCUGUGCUACGGCUGCCUUCUCCUUACAUCAUCUCUGAUACCAAAAACAAAUUCAUUGCCGUUGGUUGUGACACUUAUGCAAUUUUCAAAGGAUUCCAGGGCACAGAACAGUCCAUAACUGGGUGUAUGUCAGUAUGUAACAGCCUAAAAAGCGUUGAUCAGAAUUCUUGCUCUGGGGUUGGGUGUGGCCAAACAAACAUUCCUAGCGGACUGCAUAACCGUACUAUGACACUGGAUAGCUAUAGCAAUCAUUCAGGUAUAUGGGACUUUAACCCCUGCAGCUUUGCAUUCAUUGUUGAAGAGACACAGUUCAAGUUCUCUGGGAACACAAGUUUUCAACAACUGAACAGCACUACACGGCUUCCAAUGGUUCUUAAUUGGGCAAUUGGGGACGAGCCAGACCCAUGUGAUGUAGCUAAAAAGAGGCAGGAUUUCGUAUGCCAGAACUAUAGCAAGUGUGUGAAUCCCACAAAUAGGAAUGGUUACAUUUGCCAGUGCUUGGAUGGUUACGAAGGGAACCCAUACCACCCAAAUGGUUGUCACGGUGAUCUUUUCAAAUAUACAACAAAUGGGAAAUAAAGCUCAAAUUGCGAUUUAACCUGAAUGACCUGAAUAACUAAUCUGGUAUAUGUGUGUUUUCAUUUAUUUUCAGAUAUUGAUGAGUGCAAGGAUCCAAACCUCUGCAACCACGAAGAGUGCAAAAAUUUGGCAGGAAGUUACUACUGUUCAUGCUCAAAAGGAUACAAGAUCGACAGCAUGAAUGACAAGAGUUGCAUCAAAGAGAAUCCCAAAAAUAAAUCAAAGAUGACUCUCCUGCUUAUUAUUUCAUUGAGUGUAAGUAUAGGCUUAUUGGUUUUAUUUGUGGGGAUUUCGUGGAUAUGUUGCGGGAUAAAGAGAAGAAAAUACACUAAACUCAAAGAAAAGUACUUCAAAGAGAAUGGUGGCUUAUUGUUACUACAACAACUUGCUAGUCAUGGAGGCACUGUGGAGACAACAAAAAUCUUUUCCACAGAAGAACUUGAGAAGGCAACAAACAAUUACCACGAGCGUAGAAUCCUUGGAGAAGGAGGCUAUGGAACCGUGUACAAAGGAAUACUACCAGAUGACAAAGUGGUGGCCAUAAAGAAGUCAAAAGGUGGUGCCCCAACCCAAAGUGAUCAGUUUGUUAACGAGGUAAUUGUUCUUUCUCAAAUAAACCACAGAAAUGUGGUGAAGCUACUAGGUUGUUGUUUAGAGACAGAAGUGCCUUUACUAGUAUAUGAGUUCAUCACCCAUGGAACUCUUUAUGAGCAUAUUCAUAAAAAAAGAUCAUCACUGUCAUUUGAAUUACGAAUGAAGAUAGCAGUUGAAACGGCAGAAGCACUGGCAUACUUACACUCCUCAACUUCAAAUCCAAUCAUACAUCGAGAUGUGAAAGCAGAAAAUAUACUCUUAGAUGAUGCUUAUACAGCAAAAAUAUCAGACUUUGGAGCUUCAAGAUUGAUUCCAUCAGGUCAAACUGAAAUACAAACUUUAGUGCUAGGGACAUUCGGCUACCUAGACCCGGAAUAUCUGCAAUCGAACCAACUAACAGAAAAGUGUGACGUCUACAGCUUUGGUGUCCUAGUGGAGCUACUAACAAGCAUCUUUAUUUCUUCCAUGGAUGAAGAUUGCUUGAAUCAAAUUCUUGAUGAUGACAUUGUGAACGAGGGAAACAUUGAGACAGUAAAGAAUGUGGCCAGUCUUGCAAAAAGAUGCUUGAGGGUAAAAGGGGAGGAAAGGCCUACCAUGAAAGAAGUAGCAAUGGAGCUAGAGGGAAUGAGGAUUACAGCAAAGCACCCAUGCGGAACUAAUGUUUGUUUCUGUCCAGAAGAAAAUGAGUACUUGCUUGGGUCACUUGAUUCAGAUGCUUAUGUUUUGGAUGUUAGAGGAGGUGGUGGUAGUUCUAGUGGUUUAACUACUGGUACAGGGUAUGACAGCAUGCAAAUACAAAUGUUAAUGCCUUAUGGUGAUGGACGAUAGUUGAUUGGCGUGUCAC
Molecule: messenger RNA, 2608 nt
Organism: Rosa chinensis
Lineage: Eukaryota; Viridiplantae; Streptophyta; Magnoliopsida; Rosales; Rosaceae
Product: wall-associated receptor kinase 3
Biological process (GO): cell surface receptor signaling pathway; protein phosphorylation
Cellular component (GO): plasma membrane
Molecular function (GO): protein serine/threonine kinase activity; ATP binding
Source: RefSeq, a predicted model, not a curated record